UGCACGCCAACUUCGAGUUCGCAAUAUACGCAAUUCUCCAGUCGACGCGUAUACGCAAGCAGUAUUUGUGCGUGCAGAACCCAAUGUCCAUCCAGUUGCCCGUACUGUACUGUAUGUGCAGUGGCAGUAUUCCACGUAAUGGAUGCCCGCUUUGAUCCAAUGUCAAUGCGACGGGUUGGCUUGCUCAAGAGUCCAAGUAGGAUCCCCGAGCACAAUGGCGGUUAAGGUGAACCUUCACCUUGCACGCCGUCCUGACCUAGUCCGUAACUACCAGAUACCUCCCGACCUACUUCGUACGUUAUCAAGGUGUCCUGCAUUCGUACGCAGGUUAAUAACCCGCGAUUCGACGACGUGCUUCUCCGUGCCUCCGCAUCGACCGUGUUCGACAGCCACAGGUCCUUGCUCUAUAAAAGUAAGACCUGGUGCGAGGCGACAAGUGACGGCGGUCGGGCUUGUGUCACGUCGACCGGCUCGUUUCUCUGGUCUGGCCAACCUCAUUCCGGGCCCUGCUCCUUGGCCGCCGCGGGGAAGUUGCAGCGUAACUACAGCACCAAUAUCACCAGUGGCAGCGGAUUGGUGUGACCGUGACCUUGUGUCCGUCUGGGCGAGACUCGAACGAGUCCAAGAGCGCAGAGUCCAACAAGCCUGGAAGCACGGUGGUCUCGGGUAUUGGCUGCAACAGGUUGGCUGCCGCCCAGGCCGUGUCACCGUCACCGUCAAUCAUUUUGCCGGUACCGAAUUGGAGAAUUAUAGUGGCUGCUCCGCGCUUGCCGGGCCGCCGCCUGGCAGAUGGUUCGCCAUUUCUGCUCGCCUGCCGUUUCUGCUGUGCCAUGUCAAUUUGGGCGUGGCCCUCGAUAUUCGCUCGGGCAAGCGUGCUCUGGAAGAGUGUCGGGGCCUUCCAUUCCAGUGGAUUCUCGAGUCUGGAGGACACUCUACUCCGUGUGAUGCGCGCUACUAUAAAGGUAAGAAUACGGAUGACCCUCUGCAGAGUCCAAAGUUGCCAUCGGCCAGCGGUUCAGCUGGGGAGCUAGACUGGCCGCCCGUCGUUUGCCUCAACGUUGCGGAUAAUCGUCCCGGAGUGGCUCCAUACAGUAUCUCGGCACCGUUUGAUGUUGGCCGCCCGUGGUCAAAAACAACGACAGGGAGCCCUUUGGGGAGUGCUGUUUUCGUUGUUCGUUGUUCGCACCCCCGGGCUGGAGAUUACGCCCACCGCCGCGGGUCAACCCAUCAAGCACAUGCUGGGACGGCUAGAGACGAUGGCCAACCCACAUGCAAGAAGCAGAGCGCAUCACAUACGGGCUUGUUAUCCUAGCGCCCAGAGUGGACCGCCGAGUCCUUCACCUUCGCUCCGGUCGGGCCUUGGCCUCCCUGGUCCUCCAUUCCCUGAUCCCGGGCGUGUUGUUUUCCAGAAUGCCACCCCCUUCCCUGCAGCGUCACGUCCGCCCGCCCAGUGGCUUUCUCACGCCCCUGGUCUGGCGCGGCACGACCCCAGCGACCUUCCGCUUUGA
Molecule: messenger RNA, 1508 nt
Organism: Lasiosphaeria miniovina
Lineage: Eukaryota; Fungi; Ascomycota; Sordariomycetes; Sordariales; Lasiosphaeriaceae
Exons: 2
Coding region: 143-1312 (389 amino acids)
Source: RefSeq, a predicted model, not a curated record